Molecule: messenger RNA, 2780 nt
Organism: Seminavis robusta
Lineage: Eukaryota; Bacillariophyta; Bacillariophyceae; Naviculales; Naviculaceae
Source: the annotation of a GenBank genome assembly
GAGGAAGCUGACGAAUGCUCUGACAUCUGACAAUUGCAUGCACUGCUGAUCUCGGAUGCCCAACAACGCUAGAAAUCGAACCACCACUAAAACUUCUAUCGAGGGUAUCAAGGCAAUCCCGGCAUCGGGGAGCCACAGCCCACAACACCACAACCACAACUACAACUAAAAGUGGUGCGAUCGAAUCGACUACGGUACUUUUCACAAAACGAACAACGCAUCAAUGAGUGACAAUAAGAAUCCACCAUCAGGAGACGCGUCUACUGUCGCUUCGAGCUCCUUCAUGUACGACGACAACAGCAGUAGGUCUCAGUUGACCGCCAAGGAGAAACCCCCCAACAACACCGAAAGAGCACUUUCCGAUCGCGAAAGAGAAGAGGCCACAACGGAUGCCGCGCAACAAGCUUUCUUUCAGACUAUGGCGGCUGCUGGUAUCGACGACCUUGGGUACUCUUCUCAGGAUGGAAAGCGUCGACGAUUUACAACCACAUCCAUGAUUCGUCAGCCACAAUGUCCCGAACCGCGACGCCAAACAUCGGCUCCUCUAGGACGGAUAGCACAACGAGAGGCACUAGCUUCAGGAAGGAGAGGCAGCACCCAGGAGACUGUGCAGCCGACGACAGAUUCCGCCAAGGGAUCGAUUGAGAACCCUCAGCCAACUGUCACAGGUCAAGAGCCUCAGAAGGGUUCUUGUCAACCACCACCGCUCGCAUCGUACGCCAAGCUAGAGUCCAAAGCAUCGGCUCCGCCUCCACAACAACCACCAACAGGGAAUCCCCUCCUCUCCAUGAAGCUGGCGACGGCCAACGUCACCAACAGCCAAGAAUUCUUUCCCGAAACGUCUCUCCAGCGUUGCGCAAACACCUUGGGCACUCGUCACUCCAACAACACCCCAGGAGCCUACUCCCAAUCACCGGGGCAAGGAUCCAUUCGCCUCGAGCCGAUUGAUUUUGAACAUUCUGCCGUGUCCUCAUUGGAAAAGUUGUCGGAUGCGUCUUCGUCGGCGACCGAGGAAGAUUACCCAUCCCCACUACCAACCGACCUCGAGACAGCCACCGUAGUACCGACGAUCUACAACAACACGGAUCCCGACGACAAGACUGAUACGGACAAUGCGCACACACGAGACUACGAAGUUACGACCGGGAACCUCAUUGAAGCGCACGCGGUCGACGAUAUUGUAGAGGUCGAUGCCAAACCCAUUGAAUGGUGGACCCCACGAAAGCUCACGGCUCUCAUUCUGGGAUCUCUCUUGAUCGUUGCCAUCAUCGUCGGGGUGGCCACCGGUCUGGCGCUGCGGUACGGGGGCGAACCUGCCACGGUCGUACCCACCCUGUCUCCCACCGUCUCACCCAAUGUACGAUACGAGAGCAUUGCCGAAAUUGUAGCUCUGCCCUGGGAGCCACAACAGGAGGACAGUGUCUUGAUUAUUGUCGGUGGAGAAGACAUUGGAUCGCCAGAAGACAACAGCACCAAGACUCCCCAGGAACAGGCAUUGGAAUGGAUUGCAUGGGAAGAUUCUCUGCAAGUGUCACUGGAUGAUCCCGAUCAUUUACGUCAGCGGUAUUCUUUGGCGGUUCUCUACUUUUCCACUGGCGGAGAGCACAACUGGACGGAACAUUACGAGUUCUUGCGACCCAGCCACGAAUGUACAUGGAGCGGGGCCCUUCAGUGCAAUCGCGACACGGUGACGGGAAUUGAUCUCACCAAGAACAAUCUAGUGGGACGACUGCCACCAGAAAUUGGCAUGCUUGCCGAUUUGCACACGCUCGCACUGAACGAUAAUGUUCUGACGGGGCGACUUCCUUCCGUGUUGCCAUCCAAACUUCAACGCUUGGACUUGUGGAGCAACAAGUUGGAGGGAUCCAUGAACGGCAGCGCUCUAGGGGACCUCACGGAACUGGAAUCCUUUCGCGUAGGCAAUAAUUUUUUGACGGGCACGGUGCCCUCCGAAGUUGGGGCUCUCACCAAGCUCACUAGAUUAUCGCUGGAGUCCAACCGCUUGACGGGAGCGAUCCCCGAAAAGAUCUGGAACCUCUCGAUGAUGCAAGACUUUCGAAUUGGGCAGCAGAUUCUUACAGGGACCGUCCCUCCCUCGAUUGGAGCUUGGAACAACUGUUCUGUCUUUCACGUCAACAAGCUCAACGGCAUCACCGGAAGCAUUCCCAGCGAGAUUGGUCUUUUGACCAUGCUAACUUCACUCAAGUUCUCGCAGAAUCACAUGCGGGGCACUUUGCCGUCAGAGUUGGGGAAUCUGCUGGAGAUGAGGCUCAUGGCGAUCUCACGAAACGGCAUUUCUGGAAUUGCCCCGACGGAACUUGGUCGGUUGUCUAACAUUGAAGAACUUUUCCUCCAAAACACAUGGCUGGAGGGAAACAUGGACUACAUUUGUGGUGCUAAGGAACGAGGUGAUCUUCCCCACCUCCACACGUUCAACGUAGAUAUGGAAGAAGUGAAUUGCACCUGUUGCACAUGCUGCAAGUACUAAGCGAGCAAAAGAUAAGCGCAAAGGGUGGGUGUUUUGUGGGCAGUUGCAGUUGACUUGAAAUGGGGAAGUUACAAUCAAGUUUAGAGAAGCUUAGCUUAAAAGAAGGGGAUAUGUUAUGUUGAGCUUUGCUUUUACACUGCUUCUGAGGCUACUCAAUAGCGGGCAGUGGACAUGGUAGUACCGUACGUCGUUUCGUGCGACGUCGCGAACAAAUAAAUAAAUGUUGUAUCCAUGCAAUCAGAAAGAAGUACUGAGCAGACUUGACUGUGGGAAACACCUGGGUCGUCCUCGA